AUACGUUUUCUAACAUACGAGUUUCAUUACUUUCAUGGCCAUCUGCUAUCCACGUUUCUGUUAAGAAUGAACCGGCCGGUUCAUUCUUCCCUCUUAAACCUCGCCGCUUCAGAUUCUAAACCCUAGCAGCAGAUAACACACACAAAUCGAAGAAAUGUUGGAGAGUAGACUGAUUACGAUUAUCAGGAGAAGCAAAUCUAUCAAUCAAAUAAGAUCGUCGUUUUCUUCUCACGGCGGAUCGACGAAUCUUCAUAGUCGAUUCGCGUUAGAUCGUUAUUCAACCCAUAAGCAUGUUGCUAAUCCCACCACCAGAAGCUGUCUCAUCAAUGGCUUUCGAUCCUUGCACAAUCUUCACAAGGGUACCUACAAGCCAUCUUUCAGGCAUAUAUCUACUGUAGCCGCAAGUGCUUGCAAGGAAAAUAAGGAGACAGUGAAGCUCCUUGUUACUGCUGGACCUCAUGCUCAAAAAGCAAUAGGAAUAUGGCUUUUUGCAUCUGCUGCAUGGGUCUUCAGUAUGGUUAUCCUCGGUGGUAUCACAAGACUCACUCGAUCCGGUCUUUCAAUGACAGACUGGAAAUUCACUGGCAGCCUUCCUCCUUUAUCAGAUGAAGAUUGGUUGAUUGAGUUUGAGAAAUAUAAACAAUCCCCUGAGUUCAAGCGUGUGAACAGAGGAAUGAAUAUUGAUGAUUUUAAGUUCAUUUAUUGGAUGGAAUACGCGCAUCGUAUGUGGGGAAGAGCAUUGGGGAUCAUGUUUGCUCUCCCAUUUUCGUAUUUUCUACGAAAAGGUUAUAUAAAUCUACGGCUUGGAGUUAGGCUUGCUGGUUUAUUUGCUCUUGGUGGUGGGCAAGGGAUGAUUGGUUGGUGGAUGGUUAAAAGUGGUUUAGAAGAGCCACCUUCAGAGUACUCACAACCAAGAGUAAGCCCAUAUCGUCUUGCUGCUCAUUUGACUUCAGCUUUUGCUAUUUACUGUGGACUUUUCUGGACUGCUCUUUCUGUUGUCAUGCCUGAACCUCCUACCGAGUCAAAGGCUUGGGUCAACGGGGCUGCAAAAGUCAAAAGAUUGGCUCUUCCGCUUGGGAUUCUUGUUGGUGUAACCGCGGUUUCAGGAGCUUUUGUUGCAGGAAACGAUGCGGGACAUGCGUUUAAUACGUUUCCAAAGAUGGGGGAUUCGUGGAUUCCGGAAGAUGUUUUGAGUAUGAAGCCGGUCAUCCGCAACUUCUUUGAGAACACAGCAACUGUGCAGCUUGAUCAUCGUAUACUUGCAACUACAACCCUAGCGGCAAUUGGUGGGUUAUGGUGGUCAACGAGGAAGGUUGACUUACAUCCUGCUAUCCGUUCAUUAAUUGGAAGUACCAUGGGAAUGGCUGCUCUCCAGGUAACUUUGGGAAUAUCGACUCUUUUGUCUUAUGUGCCGGUUUCACUUGGCACGGCCCACCAAGCUGGGGCGUUGACUCUGUUGACUUUUAUGCUUCUUUUGAAUCACACUGUUCGGCGACCAUCACCUAUGCUUUUGAAAUCACUGCCUGCUGUUGUUAAGACAAGCUAAGGUUGGGGGGUUUUUUCACCCUUUUGACAUUCAUUUUGAGAUGUUUUUUUUUUUGUUAGGUGUUAUAGAAUGCAAUGCAUAAGCUUAUUUAUUUACCCAUAAGUGUCUUCAUUGGGUAUGCUAAUGUAAACAAUAGGUAUAACAGGUUUGUUAUGUAUUUCCUGUUGCCAGUGGCUAUUUGACGAAUUGGAAUUCUAGAAUGAAUUUAGUCCUUUGUGGG
Lactuca virosa is the source of this 1766-nucleotide messenger RNA. NCBI's taxonomy places the organism in Eukaryota, Viridiplantae, Streptophyta, Magnoliopsida, Asterales, Asteraceae. The record is from the annotation of a GenBank genome assembly.